AUGCCCAAGGUUAAAUAUUACGCCGUGCGGCAAGGCCGCGAGGGGCCAAAGAUAUAUCUCUCCUGGGACGAGGUAACGUUCGCUUCCUUCAUUUGCUGGGCAAAUGUGUCGUUUACAUUGGCGUUGACCUCAUCCGCAGUGCAAAGCGGCUAUCGGCCGACAGAGGCUGUGGCUUCCUCGAUUACGCACCCAUCAGGCUCACAUUCAGGUCUGAGCACCGAAACCCCGAAUAUCGUCCUGUCGGACGACCAGAAGAAGGUGCUCCGGCUCGUGGAACAGGGUGAAAGCGUUUUCUUCACAGGCUCAGCCGGCACCGGCAAAUCCGUCCUUUUACGCGAGAUCAUCAGGGUUCGCGGCGGCGUAUCGAGCUCGGCGCUGGCCGUGACAGCCUCUACGGGUAUCGCGGCGGUCAACAUCGGUGGAACGACUCUGCAUUCCUGGGCGGGGGUCGGCCUCGGGCAGGAGAGCGUUGAGCGUCUCGCGGGCAAGAUCCGAUACCAGCCGCUGCUCGAGAAGGUGCUCAAACGCUGGCAAAACGUGGAGACGCUCGUCAUCGACGAAACUUUCUUCGACAAGCUUGAAGAGCUCGCAAGGAUACUGCGGGGAAAUGACCAGCCUUUCGGUGGUAUCCAGGUGCGGGGCAUUCAGCACUGCACUCAGCCCGUGCGGACGCCAUCUCAUGCCGACUUCGUCGACAUGCUCAACGCCAUGCGAUUCGGCCGCCUAGAGCCUCCCACAAUCGCUGCCUUCAAGAAGCUCUCGAGGACUGUGAAAUACGACGACGGCAUAGAACCCACGGAGCUCUACCCGACUCGACGAGAAGUCGAUAGCGCGAAUCAGACCCGGCUACGGCAGCUGCCCGGAGAUCCUCGUCAAUACAAGGCCCUUGACGUACCGGGCUACGACGACAAUGGCAAUCGCCUCCCGAUAGACAAGACGAAGAAGCUGCUCGAGAGGCUUGUCGCCCCGGAGGAGAUCACGCUAAAGAACCUGGAGCAAGGAGUCCUCGUCAACGGCUCCGUAGGGAAAGUGAUCGCAUUUGGUCACCCACCGCCGCCGCCGCCAUCACCACCUGCAUCCCCGCCAGACAGCGAACCCCAAGGCGAACAACCACCUCAGGUACCUGCACCAUCCAACCAAGGGCCCGCAUGGCCCGUGGUGCAGUUCAUCAAUGGCAUAACCAAGAUGUGCCAUCCUGAGGACUUCACAGUGAACAAUGCCCACGGGGAGGCCGAGGCUACUCGGACGCAGGUACCUUUGAUUCUGGCAUGGGCGUUGAGCAUGCAUAAGUCGCAAGGACAAACGCUCGAGAGGGUCAAGGUCAACCUUAGCCGUACAUUCGAGAAAGGCCAAGGCCAGUACCUAUUACAUCGCGAUAGUACAAGUGGGCUGACCACCAAUACUGCGCACAACAGCUACGUCUCCUACAUCAUUCAACCAGGAGAGCAGACCAGCGUCAUUCACACAUCUACCACGUUCGUCAGGGUUCGGGCGCAUCCGCGUGUCCUGGAAUGGUACGAGCAGCAGCAAGAUCAUCAUGAUGGGCAGGAGUUCGAGGAUGAGAUGGACAGCGAGGAGGCGAUGGCCGCAUUCUACGAAGACGACUAA
Molecule: messenger RNA, 1608 nt
Organism: Punctularia strigosozonata HHB-11173 SS5
Lineage: Eukaryota; Fungi; Basidiomycota; Agaricomycetes; Corticiales; Punctulariaceae
Exons: 11
Coding region: 1-1608 (535 amino acids)
Biological process (GO): DNA repair; telomere maintenance
Molecular function (GO): DNA helicase activity
Source: RefSeq, a predicted model, not a curated record